AGCCUGUGCGCGAACUGGCCGCGGCCGCGCAGCCCGACGGACCCACACGACGGUUCGGCCUGUUCGGAGGGCACCGGCGACUCCCUCGUCAUGCCGCUCGCGUGGGAGGACCAGGGGCCCCCUCCGCAGAGGUUCGCCGCCACGCGCCGUACGACCUGGUCGUGGCCAGCGACGUCGCGUUCCGCGCCGAGCUCCUGGCCCCGCUGUCCGGGAGGGACGAUGAGCUGGCUCAGUUCGCACGAGACCGUGGCCAUCAUAGCGAUCGUCGACCGCCCUGGGGAGACGGCCGCGUUCGAGGCGGCGGCUUCAGUGGCAGGCUGGCGGUUCGAGAGGUGCCUGACCCACGAGCUCAGCGUCGACGGCUUCGUGGGGCCGGGGGGCAGAGACGCCGCGCUCGUGCGAGCGUGCCGCGACCUGGGAGGUUACCGAAUCGUCGUCUACGAGAUGAAACGAGUCCCCUGA
This is a messenger RNA of Prorocentrum cordatum, 462 nucleotides long. The record is from the annotation of a GenBank genome assembly. NCBI's taxonomy places the organism in Eukaryota, Dinophyceae, Prorocentrales, Prorocentraceae.